UGCCGGAGACCAAAACUCCCCGACGCUGAGCCUCACUAGCCUUGUCAGGCCACCCAGAAUCCGUUAAUAGGCGCCGAGGUUCAUGCAUUAUGAUGCAUGACAUGUUUCGAGACUCGUUCGGAGCCGAGAUUUAUACCCGUUAUGGCCUAUACUGGACAUAUCGUUGUGCUUGCGAGAGUAUUUGUGCAAGCAAUGCCGCCCUCUGACAUGCUCACACGACCGCCUUAAGAGACUUCAAGUCUUGGUCUGUGGCAACCUGUACCUCAGACCCCAAACAAUUGUAUGUCCAAAGAUUCAAGCCUUGGCUAGUGCACUCAAAGUAUGGCGAGACACACUUCUGGCUGUCGAAACUGCGUCGUUCGUCGUGUCCGAUGUGACGAAAGGAGACCGCGUUGUCUGAACUGUGAGAAACGGAAAAUCGAGUGCAACGGACCAAGACAAGGUGCCCUCUUCGUCAACAAAGACACCGAAGACUUGUGUGCGCUGGAAAAGAGCAAGCCUCGGAAAGGGAGCAAAGAGUCCACGGAGAUCACGAUUGACAGAUCGUCCUACUAUGUACUGGAUGUUCCUGUCAGUCCCCUGACCCCUAUACGAAGGGGCUUCGACUGGGCAAACAAGAGCAGCCCGGACACUCACAUAUGCCACCUCCGCUGGCAAAUCAACGAGCGUGACAAACCAUGGGUUGGAUACUGUCUGGAGCACCAUGGUGAGUACCCUAUAGCGGAUAUUGCAAUAGAAGCUCUCGCUGCAGCCUUCUACCGCAAUCGCUACCACCACAAGACCUCCGGCGACAUUGCCGCAAUCAAAUAUGGACAAGCUCUUGCUGCUCUUCGCUUGGCCUUAGAAAGUCACGGAGAGGGACAAGAUCUCUUCGACAUCCUUGCCACCACCAGUGCGCUCAACCGGUACGAACUCGUUAUUGGCACGAUGAACCACAACUGGAUACGGCAUGCAAGCGGUAUCAGUCGAGUCAUUGAGCUUGCUGGGCCGGAGCACUUUCGCACAUAUCCUAACAAGCUCAUCCUCGAAUCGAAUCGCUUUCGAAUCAUCCAUGAGGCGUACUUCCACCGCCGGCCGACAUAUUUGGAAAAGAAGGAGUGGAGUGAUCUGCGGUCAGAUCUAGACCCGAUGUCAACGAUGUUUGUCAAGCUCGAAGAUGCAUUCUGCGUUCUGACAAGGGUGACAUCUGAGAUAUCGAACUUCAUGAAAGAUGACAUUCUUGAUCUGGAUUGGGACCGGCACCGAGACAUUUCCGCGAGACUUCAACAGCUGCUAGCUAAUCUCGAUAUCUGGAAAGAAACAUGGAUCACUCGGUUCAAAUUCGAGGCGACUGCAAAAGCCCUCAAAGGCGAGAGGAAGGCCUUCUACACCGAUGACAACGGCCUCGUGUUCCAAAGCUCUCUUCAGUAUCCCAAUCAGAGAGCUGCGCUGGGGCUGAACAUGUACCGGUCCCUCAAAGUCACGGCACUGGAGUGGAAAUACAAACUCGAGCAUCCAGACUGUCAGUCGCCAACAACAUCAAAAGAGGAUAUGGGUGAUAUGGUCGAAGCGCGCAUCUUGGCUGGGGAGAUCUGUCGGAGCUUACAUUGUCACUUUGACGAGACGGACAAGUGGGAGGUCCUUGCUCCUUUUCAUUUAUUGUUCGCCGCAGCCGUGGCAAGGAGAACGUUCCAGCCAAGAUCGCGCGAGGCGCAGUGGCUUUGCCGAUUGCUGAACCAAGUGGCUGAUCGGAGCGGAUUUGAAAUCGCGCGGAGUAUUGCUAAGAUGCACGAUCAUCGCUGGGGAGAUCCUGAUUGCCGAAGGGGUGUACGAAAUGUCCUUGAUCGGGAUGCGCCUCGACGUGCUCCGUAUAUGACAGACUGAAGUAUGAAGUAUCAAUUGAAUAGCCGGGCUAUGGACGGCUAAAAUCGGCUAUGGCGUUCACUAUGAGCGACUGAACUCUGUUUGAACUCUCCUUGGACCCUGUUCCGUUCACACAUGGCGAAGAUUGUGAAUCAGAUGCUGUUCUGCCGUGAAGGUACAUACCGUCCCCCGUGGCUAUCGGUCUAUCGGCGUUGCAACGAUGCGAGACUCGCGCUCACGAAACGACGGCUUACCAAGUACCAUGGCCGUAGAGUUUGAAGUAGUCAUCCUGUACCGUGCACCUCAAUGUAUAAAAGGACAGUUAGGCACGGCCACAUCUCGCUUCUGUCUGCAUCGCUCAUAGCAUCAUCCCGACA
Exophiala viscosa is the source of this 2219-nucleotide messenger RNA. RefSeq lists its product as uncharacterized. The transcript has a single exon. The record is from RefSeq and is a predicted model, not a curated record. NCBI's taxonomy places the organism in Eukaryota, Fungi, Ascomycota, Eurotiomycetes, Chaetothyriales, Herpotrichiellaceae. Gene Ontology annotation, biological process: regulation of DNA-templated transcription. The coding region runs from base 322 to 1863 and encodes 513 amino acids. Gene Ontology annotation, molecular function: DNA-binding transcription factor activity, RNA polymerase II-specific; zinc ion binding.